Messenger RNA from Tarenaya hassleriana, 486 nucleotides. RefSeq lists its product as uncharacterized. The transcript has a single exon. NCBI's taxonomy places the organism in Eukaryota, Viridiplantae, Streptophyta, Magnoliopsida, Brassicales, Cleomaceae. The record is from RefSeq and is a predicted model, not a curated record. Bases 1 to 486 code for a protein of 161 amino acids.
AUGGCUAAGUCAUUUCUCAUAGCAUUGCUCGUAUCUGCACUUGCGGCUCACCCGAUUUUCGGAAAAUUGUAUGAGUUCGAAGACGCCUCAUCGCCCGUCCCGUCUCAUGAAUUCAUCAUCGAAGUGCCUGAUGUCGAGCCUGAGCUAGUAAAUCCUCCUGCCCAGGCAUACGAUAGCGAAUUGUUUAGCCAUUAUUCGCCCGAGAGAUUGAAGUAUCUCCACGAUUGCUCGGAGAAAUCGAGCUCAAAAUGCGGAGACGAGGUGCUGAGAAACGCGAUCCGUGAUUCGCCGGUAUCGAGAGAUUGUUGCGUAGAUCUUCUGAAGCUCGGGAAAGAAUGCCAUCUAAGUUUGAUUCAGCUUGUUUUCUCUACGUAUGAGUACAAGGACAUGGCUUCUAAGGGUGUUCCAAAGAGCAAGCAGACAUGGAACAUGUGCGUUAACAUGGUGGGGAGUGAGAUUGGUGCUCCUGUGUCUUUGGAAAACUGA